AUAUGGUUUUGGUUUAGAGUUCCUCACAAAUACGCUAAAACCAAAGUUCCUUCUUUCUCUCUGUAUUUCUCAUGCCUGCUCAGCGGAACAAAACCAUGGCCUCAGCUCUCAUGCUAGCUGCUCUUCUUGCGUUGUGUUUUGGCCCCUGCUCAGCUGAGCUUCAGCGAUUUCAACAUGCAGCCAAAGCCGAUGGAUCGCUUAACAUUUUGGUUGUCGGAGACUGGGGAAGGAGAGGACUCUACAACCAAACGAAAGUCGCUCACCAGAUGGGAAUAAUUGGAGAGAAGCUGGACAUUGAUUUUGUAAUCUCAACUGGAGAUAAUUUCUAUGAAAAUGGAUUAACUGGUGUGGAUGAUGAUGCAUUUUUUGACUCAUUUGUUAACAUAUACACUUCUCCAAGCCUCCACAAACCCUGGUACACGGUUUUGGGAAAUCAUGAUUAUCGGGGUGAUGUUGAGGCUCAAUUGAGUCCUAUCCUCAAAGAAAUAGACAGCAGAUGGAUUUGCUAUAGAUCUUUUAUUGUUAAUUCCGAAAUUGUAGAAACAUUCUUUGUGGAUACCACUCCUUUUGUUGAUAAAUACUUCACAGAGACAGAGGGUGAGACUUACGAUUGGAGGGGCAUUGAACCCAGAAAGCAAUACCUCUCAAAUCUCCUACAGGAUGUAGAGUCAGCACUAAAAAAAUCAACAGCCAAGUGGAAGAUAGUAGUAGGUCAUCACACAAUCAAAAGUGUAGGCCAUCAUGGUAUCACUCAAGAGCUUGUUCUGCAACUUCUUCCCAUACUUGAGGCAAAUGAUGUCGAUCUUUACAUCAAUGGUCAUGACCAUUGCUUGGAACACAUCAGCAGCACUGACAGCGGAAUUGAAUUUUUAACAAGUGGAGGAGGAUCGAAGGCAUGGAGAGGUGAUGUAAAAUGGUGGAAUCCACAGGAAAUGAAAUUCUAUUACGAUGGACAAGGGUUCGUGUCAGUCCAAAUUACAGAAACACAGAUUGAUGUAAUUUUCUAUGAUAUUUUUGGCAAUGUCUUGCACAAAUGGUCCACUACCAAAAUCCUUGACUCUUCUGUUUAGAUAUCUAAUUACCUGCUGAUUGUAUAAUUAUCUGAACUUGUCAAUGUAAUGUAAUGUAAUGGGUAUGUUGUACUAAUUGUAUUAGUUGUAUUUUUAUAGUUGAAACUAUAAAAUCCAUUGUGACCUUUUUAA
Mangifera indica (mango) is the source of this 1202-nucleotide messenger RNA. Its product is annotated as purple acid phosphatase 8-like. The transcript has 7 exons. The coding region runs from base 72 to 1070 and encodes 332 amino acids. Gene Ontology annotation, molecular function: acid phosphatase activity; ferric iron binding; ferrous iron binding. The record is from RefSeq and is a predicted model, not a curated record. Lineage: Eukaryota; Viridiplantae; Streptophyta; Magnoliopsida; Sapindales; Anacardiaceae.